CCUCGUUACCGGAGGUAAGUUGCGAGUUUAUGCACAUUACCUAAGAAUAUCCUAUGCGUACCUAAGGUAUGUGACAUGGUAACGAGGGGAUACAUAUUACCCACCACCCACUCAUCUUAAGACAUUGAUCGAUAUAAGACAGACCAAUUCCUACGACCGUUCGUAUAAAAUCACGUUUACAAUGGCUGAGACAUCGACCUCAACCUCGACUCCGACUCCGACUUCGACUUCGACUCCAGGCCCCGCAUCAUCACCACAAUCCCCAUUCCCACUACCUCGUAUCACCAUUCGAUUCUGUACACAAUGUAAAUGGAUGUUGAGAGCCGCAUACUUCGCGCAAGAGCUCCUCUCAACCUUCUCGACCUCCCUCGGCGAAGUAGCCCUGCAGCCCUCCACGGGCGGAACCUUCGUCGUCGAGAUAUUCUUCCAGCAGCCCAACGCCGCCACCAACACCAAUUCCCCUCCCACCACACAGCAGCGCGUCCUCUGGGACCGCAAGACCGACGGCGGCUUCCCCGAGACCAAGGAGCUGAAGCGGCGGGUCCGCGACGCCAUCGAGCCCGGCCGGGACCUCGGUCACGUCGACAAGGACCACUCGUCUAGCAAGACGAAGACCGCACAAGAAGGUACAACGGGAACUGCGGCCGCUGCUCCGUCCAAAGCCGAGGACGAAAAUGUCCUCGGCUUAAAUACCCACCCGGGAGAAACCAUCGGCGGCCCGACGUGUAAGCCGGGCGUCGAGAGCGCGCGGACGAACGCCCUGACGCAGGAGGAGUGCGAAGACUGCAAAUGAACGUACCUCAUACCUCAUACCUCAUACCUCUUAACUCAACCCUCGGUCCUCAUACCUUCCUCCUCCUCACUGCCGUCACGUCUAGAUCUCCUGUGGAUUGGGCU
Molecule: messenger RNA, 897 nt
Organism: Daldinia vernicosa
Lineage: Eukaryota; Fungi; Ascomycota; Sordariomycetes; Xylariales; Hypoxylaceae
Product: Rdx family-domain-containing protein
Exons: 3
Coding region: 182-793 (203 amino acids)
Source: RefSeq, a predicted model, not a curated record